This is a messenger RNA of Lachancea sp. 'fantastica', 1047 nucleotides long. The record is from the annotation of a GenBank genome assembly. NCBI's taxonomy places the organism in Eukaryota, Fungi, Ascomycota, Saccharomycetes, Saccharomycetales, Saccharomycetaceae.
AUGUCUGCAAUUGGUGCUAGAUUUACCAGAGCUUUCAACCGCAAAUCGAUUUACCUGCUAGCAGGUGCUACGGCAGCCGCAGGUGCUGGUUUGGCCUUCAACAACUACCAAAACGAUCGUAGAAACUACAACAGAAACUCCAACAAUAGCUCCAAGGUUUGGACCGGUCUGGCUGCCGGUACUGGCUUGCACACAGCAGUGGCGCAAAAAGCGCCCGAAGAUUACCAGAAAGUGUACAAUGCCAUUGCGCAAAAACUGCAGGACGAGGACGAAUACGACAACUACAUCGGCUACGGCCCAGUGCUAGUGCGUCUUGCGUGGCACGUUUCGGGAACUUUCGAAAAAGCUGACAACUCCGGUGGGUCCUACGGUGGGACAUACCGGUUCAAAAAGGAAAUGAACGACCCAUCCAACAAAGGUCUGCAGAACGGAUUUGAGUUUCUCGGGUCUAUCCAAAAACAGUUCCCAUGGAUCUCGCACGGUGAUUUGUUCACUUUGGCCGGUAUCACGGCCAUUCAGGAAAUGCAAGGCCCCAAGAUCCCAUGGAGAGCCGGCAGAGUGGACCAGCCUGAGAGGGCGACCCCCGAAAACGGCAGAUUGCCCGAUGCUGCCCAACACGCCGAUUAUGUUAGAAACUUUUUCAAGCGUAUGAAUUUCAACGACAGAGAAGUGGUUGCCUUGAUGGGCGCCCACGCUCUGGGAAAAACGCAUCUCAAGAACUCCGGUUUCGAAGGCCCAUGGGGCGCUGCUACCAACAGCUUCUCCAACGAAUUCUACAACAACUUGCUCAACGAACAAUGGAAAUUGGAAACCAACGACGCCGGCAACAAGCAAUACAACAGCAAGAGUGGCUUCAUGAUGCUUCCUACAGACAUGGCCCUGGUUCAGGACCCCAAAUACAAGAAAAUUGUCGAAGAAUACGCCAGCAAUCAAGACGCUUUCUUCAACGAUUUCGCCAAGGUUUUUACCAAAUUGAUCGAAAACGGUAUUGAGUUCCCAAAAGACAUCAAAUACACAACUUUCAAGACUCUGGAAGAACAGCAGUAA